UGGAUGUGAGCAGGAGUGGCGCUCCGAGGGGUUUAAAAAGGUAGCGCCACCAAACUUUGGCGCAACAGAACCUCUGAACUUCCAGUGGAAACCAACAGGAUGGAUGUCAGAAAGCGACCCAGAAUGAGGGACACCAUGCUGGCUCUGCUCCUUGCCGUCCUGCAGGGUCUUCCCAUCGGUGAAGCAGCCCCGAACCCCUCACCGCUGCUUGGAUCCAACUGGGGGAACCCCAGGAGAUACGUCCACCUUCAGACCUCCACGGACUUCAACACCUUCUACCUGGAGAUCAGACUGGACGGCACUGUGUGCAGAGCCACAGCCAGAACAUCUUACAGUGUAAUUCUUCUAAAAGCUGAAACACGGGAGCGAAUGGCCAUCUUCGGCGUCAAAAGCAACCGCUACUUGUGCAUGGAUUUGGAGGGCAACCCUUUCACCUCGCCUGUGUGUCUGAGGGAGGAAUGUCUGUUCAACCACAAGCUUCUGGAGAAUAACCGGGAUGUGUACUACUCCACCCGGACCGGCAUCCUGUUCAACUUGGAAGGCUCCCGGCAGGUGUACUCAAUGGGUCAGAAUCUGCCGCAGACCGCCCUCUUCCUACCCAAGAAAAACACAGUGCCGCUGGAGCGCCUCUUGCUGCACAGAGAAAAGAGGAACCGAGUGGUUGAUCCCUCAGACCCACACAAUGUCCUGCUGGGGCAGGCAGAGGAGGGCUCAGACUCCCAGGCUGUGCGAGAGGAUGACGGCGAGCUGGAGGUGGAGAUCGAGGUCGGGGAUGACGGCAUCAACGUUUCCAGGGAGACGCUGCAACAGGCUCCGUCCAACCAAGACCCCUGGAACGUUCAGUCUUUUAGACAGACUGGUCCAAGGAACACCGGCUCCGUGGGCUGAGCUUAGAGGGACAAACUACUUCUAGCUUAGGCCAAACUGCUGGUGGAUCAUGUAGAAACACAGCGUGUUGAUACAAUGAAAACGCAGCAUAUCACUUGAGCUAUCGAUUUUGCACAAUUUAUAUUGUAUUUAAAUAAUCUGUAACAUUUGCGAAGAUGGGAUAAUUAGAUAGAUUUUUUUAACAUUUUAGUUUAGUUAGUUUAAAUGUAAUUUAAUUCUGUUAAAACACCAAAGCUAAACCAUAUUCCACAUAUUUAGUUGGUAUCUUUUCCAAAAACAACAAAAUUCAGUAGAGAGAAUAUUUUCAAAUGUGUUUGAGAACUUUUUGGGUUUCUUCCCAGACUAACAAACCCACAAAGAUGUUUUUCCAAGGCAGAAAUCCUAAUUUAUCCUACCUCUGGAGGACCAAAGUGUACAUAUAAAUACAUGUAGGCAAAGCUUCCAUUACAGUUAGGGUUUUAAUUAAAUGCUUUUCCAUUUCAGAUAUCG
Cyprinodon tularosa is the source of this 1377-nucleotide messenger RNA. It is a transcript of the gene fgf23, whose product is annotated as fibroblast growth factor 23. Gene Ontology annotation, cellular component: cytoplasm. The record is from RefSeq and is a predicted model, not a curated record. Bases 100 to 888 code for a protein of 262 amino acids. Gene Ontology annotation, molecular function: growth factor activity; type 1 fibroblast growth factor receptor binding. The transcript has 3 exons. Gene Ontology annotation, biological process: animal organ morphogenesis; positive regulation of protein phosphorylation; positive regulation of cell population proliferation. NCBI's taxonomy places the organism in Eukaryota, Metazoa, Chordata, Actinopteri, Cyprinodontiformes, Cyprinodontidae.